AUCACGGUAGGAUUGAGAAGAACAAACAGAGUAAUGUGAUCUCGCAGCACCAGCGACCAACUAAAAGUUAUGCAGGCAAGCUCACCUGAGACAUGGUCACGUGGGCAGUCCAGAGGAGAGAAAUUUGGUAAUAGAGUACUCACACGAAACAUCACUUUUCUUUUUGACCAUGGCUAUGGAUGGUGGAUGAAGAAUUACAAAUGCCUGAGAACAAAACAGAUCUAUAAGUGAGUGCGUUAGAAAUGCUGCAGACAUGUAGAUCUAUGUGGUUUUGGUGUCUGUGGUGGAUCUUUACUACACUACUGCUCAGUAAGGCUCAAGAAAAUCCACCAAGCCAGCCAGGUUUUUAUUGGCCUCUGGGUAGCCUCAGUCCUGUCCCCUGUCCCAAAGGGACAUACGGGCCGACCGUUGGCGCAGUGUCCAUAGAAAGCUGUUUAAAGUGUCCUCCUCACCACUACUGCCCCAGACCUGGCUUGUUUGCCCCACUGACCUGUGGUCCUGUUGCUCAGCAACCUCUAUCUGGCCAGGAUACCUGCAGCUGCCCAGGAGAGGGGCAGAGUUUUCAGAGCAGUGACGGGCGCUGCCUCUGUACUCUAGGCUAUCAACCCACCAGUAACGGAGAGUUGUGUGUGCAGCAUCUGUACGGCGUCUGCAGAGACGGCAAGUCCCGCACGCAGUACGGAGACUGCUUCAACAAACAGCAGUGGUCGUUUCACUGCAGUCAUGAGGUGUGCUCAAGUGCAGAGGACUACCAUGGUUAUGACAGGGAGCUGGGUGUGUGUGUUUGCAGAGGGCCUCCAGGCAGAGCUGCAUGCGGAGGGCUGUGCAGGAGAAAACUGGAGCAUGGCCUCCAGCUUCAGUGCAGUUCUGAUGGAGACGUGGAAAUGAAGUGGAGCCACGAGUGGAGCCUCUCAGGCAGUGUGCUGGAAGCACUUUUUAAAAAGUGGGACUCACAGGGGAGCCUGCAGUGCAGCGGCUAUCGUAAAUCCUCACGUCCUGUCUACAUUGUUCAGACAACAGAGGGAGGAUUCCUUGGCCUCCUCAGCGGCCUCCCAAAGGAAAUUCAGCAGCUGUUUGAGGGGGACUCCCAGAGCUCAGCGGAUAAGGAUUCUGAAUUAUUUGACGUGGAUACUGGUGUGGGAAACAUCAGUCAUGAAAUGAGAGAAUUUGGUUUCACGGAGUGGAGAAAGGAUGACAGAAAUGUUCUGGAGUUGAGUGUUUCUGGAGUUUUGAACCCAACAACAUGUCUCCAUCUGGGUGAUGUUUUACUGUUCAUUGUCAACACACAUCAUUACCCACUGUACGAUCUUAACAACUUGUACAACACAAACACUGACUUUGACUGGGGUGCGUUCAGACUUUUAAAAGAAGAGCUGACACUGUCUUGGACUCCUCCUGUCUUCUUUUCUGUGGUCUUUAGCCAACCUGGAGUGUAUGUUUUCACUCUGAGCAGCAAUCAGCACAGACACUUGUACGUAAGAGUGAUGCCUGCAGGAGGCCAGUGUUAUGAGCCCGGUCCUUUUUUCCCUACCACCCCUCGUCACCUGACCAGGAUGGGGAUCAGAAGAAGACGUGACCUGUUACUUCAGCCUGACUGGUUGGUGACUGGAGGACUGUUGACUGGAGCUGUGGUCAUUCUCUGUUUAAGCGUUACAGUGCUGAUCCUGUUCCGGGAAUACGGAUGGCCGGAGAAGGAGCCAAUCAAAGCGAAAUAUCGCUCGUUGCAGUUGGCGUAUCAAAUGGAUGACUACUCAUCAAAAGGCUCCAGGGUGAUCUCGCUUCAAAAGAUCCAUCGAAAGCAUCAAGCUGGAGUGACGCACGACUCCAUUCAGCCAGCCUGUGUCGACAGUUCGGAUGAGUUCUGGGACUAUGAACACCAGGUGGAUCUGGAGGCAUUCAGCAGCAACAUCUUCUACAGCCUGCUGCUCAAACAAAGCCUUUCUGUCACUACACGGUUGGGACAGCUCACCACUGAGGUGAAGGAACUUUAUCAGGGAGUGCUUGGGAAACUCCAGCUGCUCCACCCAGGCGUGAUUGCAGAAGAGAGGAUGGGGGAUGGCGAUGAGAGGAUGAGGAGGGAGAUGGAGAAAGAAGUGGUGCGACGGAAGUCUUUGGCAUCGCAGCUGCAUACUCUGCUCGACAGUCAGUUGCAGGUUCUGAGGCGGGAGCAGCAGGCCAAGAAGAGGGUCUACAGCAUGUUCACAUCACAGCUCAGAGAGUGCACAAGACUCCUGUCCAAGAUUCACAACAAGAACCGGGCCUUCUGUGAGAUGCUUCAGCAAAAUUUAAUCCAGAAGCUUGCAGCUCUUGUUGAUGAAAUGGGAGAGCUGGUGUCAGCAGAGUGCCACCGUCAGGGAGCGUGGGGAUUGCUGGGGGAGGGUACGGGGGCCAAGCUGCUCUGCCUCGACACCGGAACUGUCCUGAACAAAGACAACAUCUUUAAUCCUGAUGGGUCUUUACGUGCCUCUGGGUCAGUUCACUAUGAUUCAGUUACGGGGCUCAUAAGGCCGAACGCUCAAAGCCACAUGCUGCUGAACAGUGGCCACACCAUGGCAGUGCCCCCUGAUUUCUUCCUUCACCCACAGACGGGCAGACUUUUGCCCAUUGUUGGUAAUGUGGCCUAUGAUCCUGCCAGUUCUACAUUGGUGUUUACUACUGACCUUUGUUCAGGUGACAACAGGAAGUGGGACAGUCCCCUCCUUCCUUUCCUUCCUUAUCCAACCUCUGGUCACUCUGGCCAGCCUCUGCCUUGCUCUCGGCUCAAAAGCCUCAGACCGGGCCAGAGGCUACAGCUGGGCAUUCCCAUGCCUGAUCCAGACACAGGAGUCCCGGUACCCAUUCUGGCAGUAACCAUCCACCCGCACACUGGAUUAGUCUAUCCACUGGGAAGGUUACAUGUCUGCCCAUUCUCCCGCCUACCACAGCCUAUACAAAUAGGUUAUCCAAUGCUGGACUACAGGACAGGGAACCUUGUUCUCACUGUAGGGGUCAGUUUAGAUCCAGUAACAGGAGAUGUGCAGCCAGUAGGUGGAGUCUUGCUGGCUGAUUCUUUUGUCGAACCUCUGAGUGGGCGGAUGCUGAGAGUGGGAGGGGCCAACAUCAGGGCUGGACAGGUAGUGGCAACCGCAGGAGGAUAUCAAACUCUACUGGACAACAAGGUUUUGGCAGAGAUGUUUAAAGUAUUGGACACUUUAAAACCCCUGAUCGAGCAGUGGGGUUCAGAUCCAACCCUGCAACACACGCAACCCCAGCCAGGAAGCCAGAGUGUAAGUGGUCCACAAGAUGAUCUCCUUGCUGUGACAAAGGGGCUGGAGCAGGCCUGGGGGCGGAGCCUGCACUGCCAGCUGCAGCUGUGGACCAGACUGGAGAUGCUGCUGGAGUGGGCUGCUGGUCUGCAGCAGGACGGAGGCGCUCUGGGAGAGAUUUCUCUGCCGAGUUCAAAGAUGCGUGUUCCAGCUCUGCUAGGAAUGGAAUAUCCGGAUCCUGCGGGAUCUGGUCUGAGUGUUCCUGUACUCGGGUGUCAGAGGGAUCCCAUCUCUGGGAACUCAAUUCCUUUAGCUGGAACCAUGGAGGACCCAGAUGGGAAAGGUCUAGUGGCAAUCCGUUAUGGAUCUCAGACUAUUGACCCAGUGACUGGACUGUUAGCACCGGUAGUUGGAGCACGGCUGGAUGUGUAUAGAAAAAUCAUUGUCCCCGUUACGGCUUCAUACUGGAUGAUGAUGGCAGAACAAACUGAUACAGCACAGGUCGAAGAGCUGCACAGAGAAGUGUGUGUGAGAAACACCUACUGGCAGCAGCAGAGGCAGCGCGAGGAAGAUAUUAUUACUGAUCUGGAUUCAGCUUUACUCCAGUGUCUCUGUGGAGRCACAGAUGCAGAUGCUUCUCAGGUCCCAUGGUCAGGGAGGCAGCUGAGGGAUGCAACCAUUGAGCUUCAGGAUGCAGCACAGACUGAGGUUCAGAGGAGAGCAGCUCAGCGCUCAUACCUGGCUCUGGUCCUGUCUCCAAAUGUACUACACACCCUCACAUUGGGUGAUGAAGACGAAUGGGACCAGCAGCGCUCUUGGCACUCAGUGCUCACGUCUGGUCUCGAUAAGCUGGACGUGUGUAUGGAUCAGCUGCAACAAGACAAGGAGAAAUGGAAGUCACAGGCUGGGGAGUGGUCCACAAACCUCCAUACCACAGACAGAGAGCUGAGGCAGAGAGAGCUGUGGGAGCAGUGCAGCUCCAGACAAAUGGAGCUGAACGCUACGCUUACUUCACUGCAUUUUGUUAGACUUCUUUCUCAGCUGCGUGCCAACACAGCCCAGGCAGUUCUGUGUGGGAGCUUUUGGUUUAAAGACUAUGGUCUGGUCCAUCGCAACGGGCAAAAAUCAAAUAUAACAAUCACUGGUCUUUUCCAACGGAGGGCUUUGCCUCUGCUUGAGAGACUGAUUCACCUCCUGGAAGAAAAACAGCCGAACAGCUUGUCCUCAAACAUCUGCAAUCAGCACAUCUCUGGUUUGUCGACAAAGCAGGCAUAUUGUUUGGAGAUGCCAUCUAGAGUCUGGACGGCCUCUGUACCUGUGGGAAAAGGCCUCUCCACUCAGUCUUUGAGGGAGCCUGUAAAUGUUGCCCAUUCCCAGGACUCUGGCCUUCAGGCAAACUCGGUGCCGGCACACAAUUCACAGACUGUCUCUUCAGGUAUUCAUUCUCAAGAGAGCCAAGAGAUGAAGGAGUCUCCUCAUUCUGCACAUAUAGUUGUCCCCACAUUUCCAGAUGAACAGUGGAAAAGGCUGUUGGAGGUUUCUCCUCUAUUCCAGCUGUUAAAGGAAGUGGAGCUGCAGCUGAGGGUCUGGGCUGGUAAGGCAGGUCUUCUUGAACAAGAGCUCUGUGGUGACAGAGGUCAGAGUUUCAUCGAUGCCCUCGAUGCUCAAUGGGAAUGUGAGGGAGAGCUGAUCCCUUUGAGCCUGUCAGUCCUCAACCCCAGAGAGUUCCUGGUCUACCAGCAUGGACUGUUCCUGAUGGACACACUGCACAACCGGAAACUAACUCCAGCCAUAUCACUCCAGAUAGCAGCUAGCCUCCCAAGCAACAACUACUUCAACAAUGCCUUCAGAAAUUCAUUUUUUUAUCAGGAAGCAGAGGAGAUGCUCUUUGUUCGCCGUCAGAGACUCCAGUCUGUCGGAGGCUUUUCUCUCAUGUUAAUUCAUUGUCUGUCCCAUGUCAGAAUGAAAAACAUGAACUCAGACUCCAGUCCCACUUUCCAAAGGCUUUUCUUUCAGGCUUUGCAGGAAUGCCUAGGAGAGCUCUUUCAGGCCAGAUUGGGCAAAUCACCAUCUGAAAAAGGAUCCAGUUUGUCUGCUCAGUUUCAGAUGCAGGGCGAUCUACAGGAGGUUCUGUCAGACCACCGUGCUGUGUCUUUGCUUCACAGGAUUCACAAACCAGUAAGAGGGUUACUGUCUGAAGAUGAGGCGGAGAAACUGCAGAUGAAGCACAGAGAAACAUCCGUGUUCUCCCAUCUUGAAGGACUUCUGAGAGAGCAGAGUUCUGAGGCCACAGAGAGAAGAGAUGAACAGCCCGAGUGACCUAAUAUAUUUUAUAAUUGGCAAAGAUAUGUGCUAUGAAAAACUGUCAAUAUCAACUUUAUUUAUAUAGCACAUUUAAAAGAAACAUUGCUGACCAAAUUGCUUCACAGGUUUCAUUAAAAACCCACUUAAACA
Messenger RNA from Austrofundulus limnaeus, 5699 nucleotides. RefSeq lists its product as uncharacterized. The record is from RefSeq and is a predicted model, not a curated record. NCBI's taxonomy places the organism in Eukaryota, Metazoa, Chordata, Actinopteri, Cyprinodontiformes, Rivulidae. The transcript is spliced from 35 exons. Bases 243 to 5564 code for a protein of 1773 amino acids.